Molecule: messenger RNA, 3118 nt
Organism: Vespula vulgaris
Lineage: Eukaryota; Metazoa; Arthropoda; Insecta; Hymenoptera; Vespidae
Product: protein phosphatase 1L
Exons: 9
Coding region: 194-1663 (489 amino acids)
Biological process (GO): protein dephosphorylation
Molecular function (GO): protein serine/threonine phosphatase activity; cation binding
Source: RefSeq, a predicted model, not a curated record
CUUAUUUAUCUACCGCAAAGUGCUGCAGACUGCAGUACCACGGUCACAACCGGAAUCGUCGUAUCUCGUUGAUACUUAGAAAUGUAAAGUAUUACGAGAUAUAUUUAAUACGAUUUUUUUCAAGAGGUACCAUACUGUCUCUCUCAAUUGCUAGCCUAAAAUUGGAUCUAAUCUUGGUUUCUUAGAAUAUACUAUGGAUGACGAGCUUGAAGAUAGGAUCUUAUAUCAAACUUACGUGUCUCAUAUGAAACUGAUGUCAAAAUUCACAGUGGGUAUUCCCGCUGUCUUAAAUGCUGCUGUCAAUACUCCAUUAGGUUAUUUUUGGAGAAUCAUGAGGAUCUAUGCUUUUAAACCAGAGGUAUUAAUCUGCUGCACACUUUUAGCAGUGAUGCUUCUUUAUAUACAAGCUGUCGAUCCUUGGAGUAGAAUGCUGUUUGAAAAAAUUCAAUACACCCUAGGACGUACAACGUCUAAGGUUUCAAAAUUGCAAUUUCUUGUUAAUGAUUCUGUAAAUAAUGGAGUAAAACUUAGCUGGGAAUUAAAACAAGGGAACAUAGCAGCUUAUGCAGUUCAAGGUCAUAGAGCUCGUAUGGAAGAUCGUUUUGUAGUAAAUGAAGAUUUAAAUAAUACUGGUGUAUCCUUGUUUGCAGUUUUUGAUGGUCAUGGAGGAGAGUUUGCUGCAAAUUAUGCUCGUGAUAAACUUAUUCCAAAUAUAAAUAAAAAAGUAAUAGAACUAAAGGAUAUGAUAGCUGGUAGAUUUUCUGAUAUACAGAAAAAUAAUCAAAUAAAUAAUCGGCCAAUAAUUCAAUCUGAAAAUAAAAAAGAUGUAAAAACAGAUUCAACCACGAUCGAACGUAAGAAAUCUUUUCGUAAAACUGUUAGUACUUCGGUAACGGAUGAUUGUAUGAAAAAUAGUGUUGGCGUUACUGAUCCAGAAUUAUUGGAUAAAUUAGAUAGUCUGUCACGGCCAAUCACGAGGGAGGUAAGACCUUGUAGAUCAGGUGAGACUCAACCUGAAAUUGAUAUGACAACCUAUUUAGAUGGAGAUAAAAUAAAUUAUGGUAGACUAUUAACUGAUGAAGUUCUAGCAGUAGAUCGAUUAUUAGUUAAAGCAGCUAAAAAAAAUAUGGAUGUAGCGGGUACUACUGCUCUGAUCGCACUUCUAGAGGAUAAUAAAUUAGUAGUAGCGAAUGUCGGUGAUUCUAGAGGUGUAAUGUGCGAUGGAAAAGGUAAUGCGAUACCUUUAUCGUUCGAUCAUAAACCACAACAGGAAAGAGAAAAAAAGAGAAUAUAUAAAGCUGGUGGAUUAGUGACAUUCAAUGGAGUUUGGAGAGUUGCUGGUAUAUUAGCAACAUCUCGAGCUUUGGGAGAUUAUCCAUUGAAAGAUAAAAAAUUAGUAAUAGCAGAUCCAGACAUUUUAACAUUCGAUCUAAGUGAUCACAAUCCAAUGUUCCUUGUUUUGGCAUCUGAUGGACUAUGGGAUACUUUUACAAAUGAAGAAGCUGUAGCAUUUAUCAAAGAACGUAUAAACGAGCCACAUUUUGGUGCAAAAAGCAUUACAUUACAAAGCUAUUACAGGGGAUCUUCAGAUAAUAUCACAGUAGUUGUAAUCGACUUACGAGAUAAGAAAUAUAAUGGAACAGAAUCAAAAAGGAAUCAGUAAUUAUUAUCUUAACUGUUUCCAAAGUAUUAUAUGGUAAAACUUCCUAAUGUUGUUUUUCCAAAACUCUUCUAGUCAUUAAAUUCAAUUAAAAAUUUGAAUUUAUGAAAGCGAAGAGAGAGAAUGGGUGUAUUACUACUACAAUAUUGUGAUUUCACCAAAUAUGAUAUUUGAGACGUUAUUAAUAUGUACGAUAAGAGAAUAUUCAUUUUUGUAAUUAAUUUUCAUUUGUUAUUAUUAUGAUAUAUAUUGUAAACUAUAUUUUUUCUUGCACGUGCCUUAUUUCUUGGCUGUGUAACUUCAAACAUGCUUUGAGCAUUCUUCCAUCUCUUUAGCUUGUAUAACUUAUAAUGACUGAUUUUUGGUUACUUUAAAAAAAAAAGAAAAGAAAAAACAACAUAUGGAAAUUAUUUUUUUUUUUGAAUCCAUUUUAUGUGAUAAAUGUGAAAGCUGCACUUUGUUAAUUAUAAAAGUAUUUAUCCCGUCAAUCUGACGUUAAAUGCUUUAAGAUUUUGAUAUAACACAUUUAAGAUGUUAAAUUUUUUCAUACAUACAUACAUAUAUACAUAUAUAUGUAUAUGUAUGUAUAUAUGUAUACACACAUAUGUACCAAAAACAUUAAAUACGUAUAAUAAAAAAGUUAUUUAAGAUAUUAAUCAUUUUUAAAUAAAAUAAAAUUUUUAACAACACGUGACAAAAUAUAUUUCUUCCAAAUAUUUUUAAUGAAAGCCACAUACAUUGUAUUUAUUUUAAAUGCAAAAAUUUUUAAUACGAAUAUGCGCGCUAUGUAUCAAAGUAACUUUAACAUCUAUCUGUCAUUUUAAGUUGAACUAUCACUUUUGUCUAUCAGAAUUGUUAUAUAAUAUAUGUCGAAUUAAUAAAUUUAUGAGAAUAUAUGAUAAAAUUUUAAUGAGAAGAAUAGUUAUUUUUUUAUCAAAUAUAUCGGAUGAACUUUCUAAAUGUAUAAGCAGCGCGAUUCAUACAUGUAAGUAUGUAUAUAUGAUUUGAUAUAAGCAAUUAUUUAAACUUACGUGUUAAAGAAAUGUAAUACCAACAAUAGAAUAAUAAUGUAAUAUCUUAAUACUUAUUUUGUUAACAUAUUAAUAAAAAUGACGAUAUAUAAAAUUUACUUUAUAAUAUACGUACAUAUAUGAAAACAUUGUACAUAAUUAAUUAUGCGAGAUAAUAUUUGAAAAUUCUAUACAAAUUUAGUUGAACAUUGUGAAUCCUUCUCUGUGUUGAAGAUAUUUAUGAAGCAUUAUAUUUUUUAAAAUGUAUUCACAAAAUGUAUAAGCAAAAAAUUCUAAUUUCAUUUAUCUCGCUUGCUUUUCCUGUAAUAUUUAUAAUUUUAUUGAAAAACAAUAUAUGUCACGCCAGCGUGUGUGUGUGUGAUGGUCGUGCCUAAAAAUGUAUCCAAUAAAAAUGAGCAGAAUAAAAUAUCAUUAUGUAUUCAAUAUA